AUGUUGACACUGGAGGAGGGCGUGACGUGCCGUCCGCGAUGGUCAUCAGGACCAUGGAGUCUCUCGUACAUCGUCGACAACGCUACAGCAAACCAUUUCUGCGUCACACUUGACUUUGAGGGCUCGAGCAACAUUGCCCUAUAUCGAUCGCCCUGCCUCGAGCUGCAGGUGGAGCUGGGGCCGUACGACCGUGUGCGCGUUGUCGUGCGCCGCCUCGACGAGCAAGCCCGCUGCGCGAUCAAGCUGCGUCAUUCGGUCAACAAGCGUGAAGCCAACAGCAACAUGCAUGCUGUCAAGGAGCAAGAAGACAAGGCGCUAGCCACACUUCUGUUGGAUGUGUACGCGGCUUCGUCCGUCGAUGCAACUCAACGUCAAGGCCUGCCGUAUGUCGAUGCGACGUUCAUGCCGUCCGAAGCAAGCUUGGGAUAUGGUGCACAAGCGUUCACUUGGAAGCACGUUUCACAGCUCUACGACCCACUGACCCCAUUUAUCGACCGAGCCAGCACCGUACUAGGCUUAUCACCGGAAGCUCCACUCACAUCAACGGGGCUGGUAUCGGCCCUGACCAUCUUGAGCGAGCGCCAAAUCUUUCUCGAGAGAGCCAUGAGCUCGCGAGAUGGUGACGAUCGCUUCUCCGUGCAGCUCUAUCGCCGCGGCGAGCCCGUUCUUGUCGACGUCGACGGUUUCGUUCCUUGCGUACCGGGCGGCGGCCCGGCCAUUAUCAAGUGCACCCAUGACGCUUUGUGGCCACUCGUGCUGCAAAAAGCUUUGGCCAAGUUGUUUUCCGGUUUUGGCGCUUUGCAGACUGCGUCCUCGUCAUCGAUACUGGAGGCCGUCUGCGGCCACCCCCGGCUCGCUUUCUCGCAAGAGAUGAUUGUGCAGUUUGCUCCUGGCGAGUACCUCAUUGCCGUCAAGCCUUGGAGCCGUUGGAAAGAAACACCACGAGACACAGAAAACAAGCUCGAAGGUGAGGCGGCGCUACGGCACUUUUUCCGCGUCCUGGACACAGACAUGGAUGACCGCCUCGGUAUCGACGAUUUGCGGCGUUUCCUUCAAGUCUACGAAGACGGUCUUACCUUGAGCGAAGCUUCGUUUACAUCAAUUGUCAACGAGUUCGAGUCCGACGCUCGUGGACUCACGUACCAGGGGCUCAGCGAAUGCUACGAGAGCUUUGGCGUUGGCGCGACCGAUUGCAGUCACGCUAUCUUUCAGACAUCGGCGCAAUGCAUACUGAGCCUUCAUCUAUCGUGCCCGGCGCAGGACGUGGCGCUUCUUCAGAUCGAGUAG
Messenger RNA from Saprolegnia diclina VS20, 1287 nucleotides. RefSeq lists its product as hypothetical. Gene Ontology annotation, molecular function: calcium-dependent cysteine-type endopeptidase activity; calcium ion binding. Gene Ontology annotation, cellular component: cytoplasm. NCBI's taxonomy places the organism in Eukaryota, Oomycota, Saprolegniomycetes, Saprolegniales, Saprolegniaceae. Bases 1 to 1287 code for a protein of 428 amino acids. The record is from RefSeq and is a predicted model, not a curated record. The transcript has 4 exons. Gene Ontology annotation, biological process: proteolysis.